AUGUGCCGAUCGAGAUUAAUGCACUAUCAGCUUCGUCUCUCCCUAAUUACCGAUAGCUUGAUCGUAGCAAAUGCAAACAAAUCGUUGGCUAAAAACAAGCAAACGUUACCAAGAAUUCAAGACUUUUUGAUGAAUCAGCCAACCACAAACUCAGAGGUAAAAGGCGAUGCGGGUGACGUUGCGGGUGACGCGGAAACGUUACAAAAACUGGAGAAUCCUAAACUGCAAUCCAGUAUGAAGGAAUCCCAACAAACGCAGGAACAGAUUCAAAAUCGGGAGCCACCGCAGCAGCAAACGGCAGAACAAAUUCUGAUGCAGCAACAGCGUGAGGCAAACCAACAGCUUCAGCAUCAACUCGAAGACGAAAGGCGAAAACUGAACCAAUUGCAGUUGCAAUUGCAACAAGAGCAACAACUGCUGUCACGGCAACAGCAACAACAGCACGAUAGUCAUCAGUGGGAACAGUGGCAGAAUCAACAGGAGCAGAUGCAUCAACAGCAAGUACAACAGUUGCAACUGCAGCAACAGGAGCUGCAGCAUCUUUUGCAACAAGAAAGAGCAAAGCGGCAACAGCUGGAAAACCAGAUGGGACAUCUACAACAACAGCAGCAAAUUCAGCAAAACUUCAGUCAGUUAGGCGAUACAGCGAAUUCUUCGUUAGAUUUGAAUAGGCAACAGGAACCGGGGCUAUUGCAUUCAAUUCCAGGAGUAGAUCAGCUACCUCAUGAUCUCAGGAUUGAUUUUAUGCGUUUCUUGCGAACACAACAUAGACCAAACACACCACGGUCUAGUGGACAAGCGCAAAGUUUGGUUAGGUUUACACAACCAGUACACAAAUGGCCUUUCGAAUAUGCGGGUCAACCUAAUAUCAUACAAUUGGGCGAGUUCCUAAACCAAGUAAACACAUACGCGGACACCGAAGGAAUUGAGGAGCAAACCCUCCUGCGUUCUAUCAAGCAUUUGCUGAAGGGGAGAGCUUUUCAAUGGUACACACGAUCUUACUUGCACCUAACCAAUUGGGAGGUGUUCAAAUCGGAAAUUAACCAGGAAUAUCUACCACCAAAUUAUUCCGAGAUUAUCAAGCAAAACUAA
Wyeomyia smithii (pitcher-plant mosquito) is the source of this 1092-nucleotide messenger RNA. RefSeq lists its product as uncharacterized. The transcript has a single exon. The coding region runs from base 1 to 1092 and encodes 363 amino acids. Lineage: Eukaryota; Metazoa; Arthropoda; Insecta; Diptera; Culicidae. The record is from RefSeq and is a predicted model, not a curated record.